Messenger RNA from Pongo pygmaeus (Bornean orangutan), 8495 nucleotides. It is a transcript of the gene CHRM5, whose product is annotated as cholinergic receptor muscarinic 5. Gene Ontology annotation, molecular function: G protein-coupled serotonin receptor activity; G protein-coupled acetylcholine receptor activity. Gene Ontology annotation, cellular component: plasma membrane; synapse; dendrite. Bases 3758 to 5356 code for a protein of 532 amino acids. NCBI's taxonomy places the organism in Eukaryota, Metazoa, Chordata, Mammalia, Primates, Hominidae. The record is from RefSeq and is a predicted model, not a curated record. The transcript is spliced from 3 exons. Gene Ontology annotation, biological process: G protein-coupled receptor signaling pathway, coupled to cyclic nucleotide second messenger; chemical synaptic transmission; adenylate cyclase-inhibiting G protein-coupled acetylcholine receptor signaling pathway.
AACAAGCCAUCCACCCAACUAGCUACUCAACCUAUUAGAUCUCUGAACAAUACAAUUCAUGUAGACAACUCCUUGCUUCAAAGCAGAAAGUUCAUCCUGUAGAAAGUAAAAAUAAAUACAACUUUUUAUUAAAAAAAAGAACAUCAGGAAUACCAAGAGCAAAGUCUUGGAGAAAAUUACUUCCCACAACGGCUGAAGUAUAAUUUGGAACUCUAUAGGUCAGUACUUAAGUCAAUGUUUUUCUAUUAAUUCAGUUUAUAGCUAAAGUACUGAGAGAUACCGACAUGAAAUAUUUGCACCCAAAAUACACUCAUAAUCUAUUAUUCCAGUUCCCUCUAUAACCACUUUUUCACCCACCCUACAAGUUCUCCAGCAGAACCUGCAUAUUUGCAAAGUGUUCUCCUAUGUUGACAUUGUAUUAUAAAUGACUGAGAAAAAUUUCAGAGACAACUUGGAAAGAGAACAGAAGCAUUUUUGCUCACCUUUUCCCAUUCAGCUUAUCUAUAUUAAAUGGUGAUAAUCAGUAACUACUUACUAAGCUUUCAAAAAGUGAUUGGCACAUAUAGUCCUUGUUCAGCAAGAUUUAAAGGACAAGGCAUAAUUUGAGAACAUAAAGUGUAACACAAAGCUCCCAAAUGUUCAUGCCAUAACAUGACAUAUGACAAGAGAUACUCAAGAGUGAGUACCUUGAGAGAGAGGUAUUCUAUUGUCCUCCAUAAAAAAUGGGAGCAUGGUCCUCAGCAGUGGCUUUGAGCUUAGAUGGAAACAGAAAAUUAUAAUUUCCAUCUACACCCCUUUAAUGGCUCUCCAUAUUCACCACCCCCAUUCUCUUUCAUCUGGCCAAUUUGAAAGAUGAGAUGAAAUAAGAGUAAGAAGAGAGAGAGAACCUGAAUGAGAAUGAAUUUCGACAGGUGAGGGUGUGGCACACAAGUUAUUUUCAGGACCUCGUGCUAUUGUAUUCUUGGAAAAGUUAAGUGGACAGCCAAAUGUUAUGCUUUACCAGAAAGGAGCUAGGAGUUCAAACUUCAUAGAAAAAUUAAAAUUCAUUGGGAAAAAACCUUGACAUUAAUGAAAAACAUAUAUAAUAUUAUAGUCAUCGAUUCUCAUAAACACAAUGGCCCCAUUUGAUAGAUUUUUACUUCUCUCAUUUUGGAUCUCCACUGAACUCUAAGUCACAUUCAAUCAUCGAAAUGGUGUAAUAAGCAGUGGCUUAAAACCUGGGGUAUUUAUUAUAGAAGUGACCAGUAUAUAAUGACCAAUCAUUACCAUAGGAAAUUACAAUCCUUUUCAGUAUCGUGCAAUGUUAAGUGGGAAAAGUUCAAGAAAAUAUUCUAAAGGUAUGUUCUCUUGCAUAAAUAUUCCUAUUACAAAUGUGUGUCAAAGACCACUAUAAAACUAAAAUUUACUUCUUUCUCAUACAUGUUCAUCUAAGUCAGUGUUUAAAAUUCUAUUGACUAACAAUUGAAGUGUAUACUUUGUCUGGAUUCUCACUCAGAAAAAACCUACAUAAAGACAUAGUUUCUGAGACACAAGGAAUUUAAAAUGAACUGGAUAUUACACAACUCCAGAGGAUUACAGCCAAUGUGUUAGGUGUGAUAAUGGCACAGGGUCAUGUGACAAAGUGUCCAUACUUUAAAAAUAUACAUACUAAAGUACGACUAGGUGAAAUGAGAUUUGCUUUAAAAUAUUUUAGCAAAGAAUUGAAUCUGACAAUUAUUGAAUCUUGGUAAUGAGUUUCUGGAGGUUCAUGUAUUAUUUUUGUAUUAUUUUUCAGUUUUGUGUAAGUUUGAAAUGUUCCAUAAUAAUUUUUUAAAGACUUAAAAACAUUAUAUUGUCUAGAUACACUCAUAAAGAACUCAGGCAGGGAAAAAAACGUUUAAAUUUAAAAUUUAAAUUUUAAACUGAAGUGCAGUUUUAAAAAUCUGAAUUUUAAAUUUAAAAACUGAAGUGCAAAAAUUAUUAAAUUGACAUUUAAAAAUCUAUUCUUUUAUACAGCUAAUCUGGAUUUCAUCUAACUUAAGAAAAAGCUUUAAUGAAGACCCUGUUAAAAGUUUGUAUCAAAUGAGGACUUAUAACGCUUUACUCCAAAGCAACAAAACGCAUAUGCCCAAAAGAUGUAUAAAACAGGCAUACAUUUAGAAGGAAAAAAAAAAAAAAAGCAGCCUUUUCUCUGCUACAAAUGUUUAAAACUCACAGUAUACUCUUUCUAUCUCAAAGACUUUUAAAAAUUAUUUUCCAUCUUUAGGGAAAACCAUAUGAGAAAAUAACUCAGCAACAUGUCUGUGAAUAAUGCCUAGCAAAGCUAAAAAAAAAAAAAAAAAAAGCUUCUAGCCAAAAAGACUAACAGGAAAAAAUGAACAUUUUCAAAAGCAUUUUGGAACUUUAUUCCAGCUACCUCCAUGCUAAGCCCUCUUUUUCCUCCCAAAAUACGUCACUUAACUGUCUGUCAAAUAACUCUUGCCCAUUCUACCUGAUCACACUCUGAAGCUGCAGCUUUUCCUGGAUUCGCUUCUCAAUGACAAGCUGUUCAAACAGAGAACACCUAUCAAAACGAAUAUCAUCAUCUGCUCCUUUCUUUCUUCCUUUCAGGAUAUACUGCUGUCCAGCAGGGGAAGUAAUUAAUGAGUUUUUUAUGUAUGGCAGCGUCAUCCCAUCAGUUUGCUGUCUGGUUUGAAUAGCUCCUAUCAGCUCUUCAUUCAUGCCAAGUACGCUCACCGUCCAGAGACAUGAUAAAGCCGUGCUUCCUUCUGGAUUUUUACCUCACUAUUCAAAAAACAGUGUACCAGAAGCAUGGGUUACAAAAGCAUGAGGAAGACGGAAGAAAUGCCUUCAUCUUCUACGGAAAGGAAGCUGAUGGACUGAAAAGUUGGCAUGGAGAAAGGAAAGCAAGAGAGUGCAAGAACAUCCAUGCUUCUAGUCCAGAUAAUGUUUUUUAAAGCAGCUUGAUUUGGAAGCGUGUGUAAUUCUGAAAUACGAACAAGCAGAACUUUUCCAGGGGUAAAAUGCAUAUAGGAACAACCAGGAUUUCUCAUUGCUGAAGCAUUCAAUGAAUCUUUAAUAAGUUCUCAACACUCAAAUUGUUUGUGGUCAGAUCAACUGCUGUUAUCAGAUAAAGGCAAAACUCACCCUUCUGGUUCUAUAAUCCUAUCCAAAUGGAGUCUUCGUCUACCCCAUACUAUCCUAACUAAUGCUACAAGAUUAUCAGGAAUACAGAUAUAAAGACACUGCAAGAAAUAAAACACUGGCAAAAUAAAACAUGAAAGGAAAGUAGAGAAGGCAUUUCGGGUCUCGAAGCUUACUAUUUCCAGCCAGAGUUCAAAUUACUGAGCUUCAAACAAACCACUGCCAGGAACUCAGGAAAUCAUUCUCAACCUUGCAACUUAAAAUAUGGUACAUGGAUCAGUAGCAUCAAGAAUACUCAGGAGAUUUUCAGAAAUGUGCUAUUGUGAAAUAUGGCCAAGAUGGCGGAUUAGAAGCAGCAGCAGCCUGCAGCACUCAUGCAAAGGAAUGAAAGGUGUGAGUGAAUACAGCAUCUUCAACUGAAAUAUCCAGGUUCUCGCUUUGGGACUAAUUGGGCAAACAACUUGACCCACAGAAAACAAAGAAAAGCAGGGUGGGGUGACGGCCCACCUGGGAGCAGCACAGAGCCAAAGGAACCCCCACCUCCAGCCAAGGGAAGCGAUGCUGGCCAAGAAGAACUGAAAUAGAAAACAGCCUAGAACCUAACACUAUUCUACUGUAAAAUUUUUGCACCAGGAUGGAAGGAGACUCUUACCACAAUGCAACCACCGUCAAUGGCACCCCAGUAAAUCACCAGCCUUUGGAACGCCACAGGUUGUGGGAAGUCAUCACCAUUGCAGCCGUGACUGCUGUGGUAAGCCUGAUCACCAUUGUGGGCAAUGUCUUGGUCAUGAUCUCCUUCAAAGUCAACAGCCAGCUCAAGACAGUUAACAACUAUUACCUGCUCAGCUUAGCCUGUGCAGAUCUCAUCAUUGGGGUCUUCUCCAUGAACCUCUACACCACCUACAUCCUCAUGGGACGCUGGGCUCUUGGGAGUCUGGCUUGUGACCUUUGGCUUGCACUGGACUACGUGGCCAGCAACGCUUCUGUCAUGAACCUUCUGGUGAUCAGUUUUGACCGUUACUUUUCCAUCACAAGACCCUUGACAUAUCGGGCCAAGCGUACUCCGAAAAGGGCUGGCAUCAUGAUUGGCUUGGCCUGGCUGAUCUCCUUCAUCCUCUGGGCCCCAGCAAUCCUCUGCUGGCAGUACUUGGUUGGGAAGCGGACAGUUCCACUGGAUGAGUGCCAGAUCCAGUUUCUCUCUGAGCCCACCAUCACUUUUGGCACUGCCAUUGCUGCCUUCUACAUCCCUGUUUCUGUCAUGACCAUCCUCUACUGUCGAAUCUACCGGGAAACAGAGAAGCGAACCAAGGACCUGGCUGACCUCCAGGGUUCUGACUCUGUGACUGAAGCUGAGAAGAGAAAGCCAGCUCAUAGGGCUCUGUUCAGAUCCUGCUUGCACUGUCCUCGACCCACCCUGGCCCAGCGGGAAAGGAACCAGGCCUCCUGGUCAUCCUCCCGCAGGAGCACCUCCACCACUGGGAAGCCAUCCCAAGCCACUGGCCCAAGCGCCAAUUGGGCAAAAGCUGAGCAGCUCACCACCUGUAGCAGCUACCCUUCCUCAGAGGAUGAGGACAAGCCCGCCACUGACCCUGUCCUCCAAGUGGUCUACAAGAGUCAGGGUAAGGAAAGCCCAGGGCAAGAAUGCAGUGCUGAAGAGACUGAGGAAACUUUUGUGAAAGCUGAAACUGAAAAAAGUGACUAUGACACCCCAGACUACCUUCUGUCUCCAGCAGCUGCUCAUAGACCCAAGAGUCAGAAAUGUGUGGCCUAUAAGUUCCAAUUGGUGGUAAAAGCUGACGGGACUCAGGAGACCAACAACGGCCGUCACAAGGUGAAAAUCAUGCCCUGCUCCUUCCCAGUGGCCAAGGAACCUUCAACGAAAGGCCUCAAUCCCAACCCCAGCCAUCAAAUGACCAAACGAAAGAGAAUGGUCCUAGUCAAAGAGAGGAAAGCAGCCCAGACGCUGAGUGCCAUUCUUCUGGCCUUCAUCAUCACAUGGACCCCGUAUAACAUCAUGGUCCUGGUUUCUACCUUCUGUGACAAGUGUGUCCCAGUCACCCUGUGGCACUUGGGCUAUUGGUUGUGCUAUGUCAAUAGCACUGUCAACCCCAUCUGCUAUGCCCUCUGCAACAGAACCUUCAGGAAGACUUUUAAGAUGCUGCUUCUCUGCCGAUGGAAAAAGAAAAAAGUGGAAGAGAAGUUGUACUGGCAGGGGAACAGCAAGCUACCCUGAAAAGUUAACAACUCCUCUCGAAAGAACAAUGACCACAGUCAACAUCCUCUGAGGAUGAGCAAGCUGAUUCUGGUUUGUAUAUUUUCAAAAAGAAGACAUCUCAUUUUGAGUCCUUGAAGAUUUUUGUAAAGGCUCAAGGUUGGUUGCCAAAUGGAAGGGGUCACAGCUGCAGCAAUUGCUGACAUAUUAAGUGACUCUUGCCUAUGACCAAGGCCAUUUGAUGCCAGUGGAGUUUGCCAAUGAAGUAAAGAGAUAGGCUCAUGGCCCUUCACAGGAGGAAGCACACUGGGUAACAAGGAACAGUGACUCAGGGAACUUAUGUCCCUUCUGUAGGAAACAGCAGAGACCAGGUGGAAACCUUUUCCUGUGGAAACCUGCCAUAGAAUUUUGUGCAAUAUGUAUGUGUCUAUGAAGCUGUCUUGUGCCAGUGAGAACCAGGAGAAUGUACAACAGUGUCACUUGUUAACAAGACUGAUAUUCAACCGGCUUCUAAGAAUAUGUAUCUUCAUGAACUGAUCACUGUCUAUUAUGCAGCUAUUAUGUGGUAUACACUGUACUGUGGUUCGUUUUCCUGUCCCUACAUCUGAGUGAAGGUCUUGCUCUUCCCUUUCAUAUCCAAUGUCAAUUCCUUGUACUCACUGAACCCAUGCUAAUCUCCAGGGAACCAUCCUUCCUCUCAGAAUCCAGAGUCUGGAAGGACUGAAACCUGGUCAUACCCAGUCCUUUCAAGGGGCCUCUAUUCUACUAAUAAAGAUGGACCAAGUCUCCACAGUCAGUUAUUUUAGUUUUUGCCAGUAGAAAUUUUUUCUUUUAUCUAAACAAAUAUUGUACAUUCUAUUUUGUGCCCAUUUGAACCCAUUUAAUUAUGCUCUGUUCUUAGGAAGACUAAUUGUGUAAGAGCCCUUCACUGGCUGAAGAUUUUCUCCAGGCUAUUGAAUUAAGGUUCUUAUAUUGUUUUCAGGGAUCUUGCUUUCUAAUCUCUUCACAGGGCAAACCUGAGCAAAAUGUGGUAAACAAAUUUGCUUUUGAACUUCUUCCAGAGCCCUUUUGCAGCCUCCAAUUUCCCUUGUUCAGAUCCCCAGUUCACACCAAGAUGCAAGCAGGUCAGCUGUGCUGCCUCCAAGCAGGAGGUUGCGGGGUGGGGUGGAAAGAUUUUCUUUUUUUAUAGGUCCUUCAAAUCAGGGCCUAAAAAUGACUUCUUCAUUCCUCUCCAAAUUCAGUCAAAAAUGAGAAGGCCAGAAAAGCACACUUGAGGGUGCGAUGAAGCUGAAAAUGAUCUGAAAGCUUCAUUUUUAAAAACAAAGUGUAGGUCAUAGUAAUGCAUAAAAAUAAAACAGUUAACAUGCAUGACAGCAUGAAGAUUAUUAAAAACCACAUUUAAUUGAAAUCUCUAAGUGCAUAUAAACAAACAGAAUCAAAGGACCUUUGUGGACAAAAGGCCACAAAGAAGCAGUAGUGUGGUACACAACAAGGAUUUUAAAGAUGAAACACUCCUGUCAGACAUUAUUUAACUUGUUGGUUACAUCUGCAGCUGGAUUUAAAAAUCUCCAGACUUCAUGCGUCUUAGUGUAGGCCAGGUCCUUUUCAGUCUCAUUUGCUAAGAGGAUGGAAAAAUACCUGGUUUAGUUGUCCUGGGAAUUAGAUAUGUACCUGAGUAUGGGAGACCUUCAGCCUACCACUGAAGAGCAUCAUCAGCCUCUCACAGGAUGUCCCACAGAGGCUUCAGGGCAGUAGAAUCUCAGGCAGGAUGGGACUGGUCCCUUAUAAAGACUUCACGUUGACAUGAAACAUCUUGUAAGCAGUGCAUCUGCUGAGCCUUUGUAAAGGGCAGGUUGACACCUGCAAAGAAUUUGGUGGGAACAGUAAUUGGCUCAGUUCUCCAGCACAGAGGCUCUCGGGCCUGUAUGAUGCCAACUGGGUGUGACUUCAUGAGCAAACCUGCUCUACCAGCUCCAGAUAAACAGUUGAGUCUUCGUUUAAGGCUUUGAUUCCUGAUAAAGAUGAAAACCUCUUCAUGAGAAUAGGCUUUUAAGCCCAUGUUGGGCAUUCACCAUUCGCAGUUGAGAGUGAAACCAGCUAAUUUAAACAAAAGAACACAAAUCGGGAAAGGAUGCCAUGGAGGGCGCUCUUUGCACACUCCGCACUUGCUUAGGACUUGGACUUUUUUGUUCAUCUUUUGUGAAAUUGAUUAAGAAGUGUAUUGCUGGGUGUGGUGGCUGACACCUGUAAUCCCAGCACUUUGGGAGGCUGAGGCAAGAGGACUGCUUGAGCCUAGGGGCUCAAGACCAGCCUGGCAACAUAGGGAGACCCCGUCUCUACAAAAAAAAUUUUAAAUACCUGGGCAUUAGCAGGGCAUGGUAGUCUGUGCCUGUAGACCCGGCUACUUCAGAGGUUGAAGCAAGAGGAUCGCAUGAGCCCAGGAGUUAGAGGUUGCAGUGAGCUAUGAUCACACCACUGCACUCCAGCCUGGGUGACAGAGCAAGACCCUGCCUCAAAAAAAAAAAAAAAGAGAGAGAGAGAGAUCGAUGCUUCUUUCUUUAUCAUUGGCUUUGGAAAGCAGCCAGUUUUGCAGACUACCUAUGCUUCUUGACAUAGACAAAAAAUAUCCCAAACUACGAGGGACAACUAGACUUCUAUAGAAUAGGGGCUUUAGUGGGGUCCUCAGAAUGAAUAGACCUAAUUGUAAACUACAGGGACCUGAUGGGUGGGUGGGAGGCGCAUGGUCUGACUUGAGAUCUUAGGCCUUCAAUGCCCCCAGUCUUCCAGGCUUUGUCUAUAGUAAACCAUGUACGACUUUGGCUAGUUACCUACUGGAUGCUGUUACUUUGCUGUCAUUGUAAUUUGUUUCCCCUUGGCUCUGAAUUUGACGGCUUGUCAGGGAAUCUGUUUUCCAUUCAAUUUUUGGUUAACCAAAGCAUUUUGUCAAAUUCUCAGCUUUUGCUUUGCUCCUUUGUGAAUGUCCUUUGAAGACGAUACUGAUGCCAGCUCUUUGUAAUUGUGAAAUCUGUACCCAAACCUCUGGACUAGAAUCUCCAGUUGUCUACUGUAAAUAUUGGAAUUACAGCAAAGGAUAUGGGGACUGGGCUGCUUUUCUGUAUUGUACAAGCACUAUUCUAGAUAUUAAAGAAAUUUAACCGCA